Molecule: messenger RNA, 4555 nt
Organism: Ogataea polymorpha
Lineage: Eukaryota; Fungi; Ascomycota; Pichiomycetes; Pichiales; Pichiaceae
Exons: 1
Coding region: 2979-3929 (316 amino acids)
Biological process (GO): protein import into nucleus
Cellular component (GO): cytoplasm; nuclear pore
Molecular function (GO): GTPase activator activity
Source: RefSeq, a predicted model, not a curated record
AAUUAAUGCUUAGUGUUCCUACUCACUGAUAGCCAGGUCUUCCUCGAGAUCCACGUGGCGGAGCUUCUUGCGGCCCGACUUGGUUGGAGAUAAAGAGUGCUUGCGUAGGGGCUCUGUCUCGACGAGCUUGUUCGUUGGCUUCAAAACAUCGUUCUGACCUUGGCUCUGAUUAUGGCCGUGCUCGCCCUUGUCUGUCUUCUUGCUCUUCUUCUUGCGUCCAGGCGACUUGCGCACCGAAGACUCUCUUUGCGGAGAGUGGUCCUCGAAAAUGGAGAUCGGCAUGGUCAUAUUCGUCGUGUAAAGAUCGGUGGGGAAUAAGUAUGGAGACUUGGUUGGAGCUUUAACUGGAGACUCGGACGGUGUUUUGGCACGGUCUACGGAGUCCAGCACAUUCAUCUUGGUCUUCACGGACUCCAGUUGCGACCUCAGGUUUCUGAUAUCGUUCUUGCUUUUUGUCUCCACCUGCGCAAGCUUGUUCUGUAGAUCCUCUACCUCCCUUUUCUUGGACUCUAACUCUUUUGCCAUCUCCUCCGUGCUAUGAUUCAUCUCCGAGAUCUGCUUGUCAUGCGUAUCUUGGAAUUCAGACAUCAUGAUGUUGUUCGUGUCUAGCUCCUUGAUCAGAGACUUAAUGCGUUCACGAAGAGGCGCCAUCUGGUUCUCAUGUUCGGCCUUCAGCGACUCAAGCUCAUGUUUAUGCUGCUCCUUGAGAGAUUCGACAGUUUGUUCGUGUUGGCUCUUCAAAGUCUGGGUGUCUUUCUCGUGCUCAGAUGCGAGGUUCUUGGAGUUCUCCUGCAUCAGGUUUUUCAGAGAUUGAAUCUCUUGUUCACGCACUUCAAGCUCGGUUUCUAGUUUCGUUUGGAACUCCUCCUCUAGCUUCUUGGAUUUGAGUUCGAAUCCCAGCGAGCUGCUUGAUAUCUCUUGUUGCAGCUUGGAAUUAUUCUCCCUCAAUUCACUUAUUUCAGACUCCUUCAAGGCGAGCUCGCAACCCAUCUUACGACCUUGCUCUUCUGCUUCUUGGACCAUCUUGCGCAACCUGUCAGUGUCUUCAAGAGACAAGUGGAGCUCUUGUUGAGCUUCCUUUAUUUUCUGGUCAUGCUGGUCCUUCAAUUCAUUCAUUUGGGUUUCCAAACGCUGAUUCAGUUGCUUCAGCUGCUCGCACUCACUCUUGAGCUCCUCAACCAAAGCCUUGGACUUUUGAAUUUCGUCAUUCUUCAAGCUCACCUCCCGAUCAAGUUUUUCCUGAUAACAUUGGGACACUUCUUUGAGCUUAGAAUUUGUCUCAAGUUCGUGCUCCUGGUUUAGUUGGAAGAUCUCAUUGUUGUGUUCCACAGCUAUCUGGUUCAGUUUGGCCUCAUUCUCCUCAUAGAGUUGCUGACGAACACGAACUUCCGUUUGCACCACUUCUUCUUCAAGCUUAGCCACUUUGGUUUCCAGCUUCUGCUGGUAUAGCUUCAGGGUAUCCAACUGGCAUAGCAGCUCAUGUUGAGCUUUACUAUCAACAGCCGCUUUAAUAUGAGAGCAUGCAGAGGAAGUAUGCCUAGGAAUUUGCUGAUACUGAACUGGAUUAACGUAUCUCAAAGUUUGAAGAAUCAGGCCCUCAUCUCCAGCAGGAUCUAAAUUGACAAUAAUGGAGAUUAAGCUUUUGCUCUUGACAUAGUCAUGAAAAAGCAGACGAGUUAAUUUGUUGGUGCGCAAUAGAGACUUGUUGAAUUGCUUGGUGGCAACAAGCUCCAAGCAUCUUCCAAGCUGCGUAAGUGAAGCAUUAGUGAAGCCUCCCUCCCUCAAAUUCAGACCGCUUGUCAUAGAUAGCUUCGAUCUUUCCAGGCCAGCGAGAUCUGCGAGAGUCAGUCUGGAACUAUUGACACUUUUACCCGAGAUGCGAACAACAUUGAUAAACACAAAACAAUGAGAUCUCGAGGAGUCUCUGUUGAUAUGGGUAGUGCAGGUUUUCCGAUUCGAAAGCCCACGGUUCAAAGUUCGGAUUGAGCUUUCAAAGUCGCUCACCAUGAAUUGAGACAGAUUAUAAGGCUUCAGCUUCUGGUCCACAGGGUCGGUGACGAUGUCGAGGAAAGAUUUCGUUUUUUUGGUAGUGGAGUUCAUAAGCAGAUCUUUGAUGUUGUCGUUGUAGAUUUCAAACAUCGAUAACGUGACUGCAUACUCAGAGUCCACAAGCCUCUGCUGAGAAGUGUUACCGUUCCACAAAUUGCCCACGAGACCUGCCAGCCUUUUGUGAUCGGUGCUGAUAUCUCCAUAUUGAGACAGACUAUCAAACACAUACCGAAGAGAGUUCACAGCAAGGCCCGUUUCUGGAUCGAACAUAGUAUGAGUCUUACCAGAAUUAGAUGGUCCUAGGGUAAAAAGCAAGCAGUCUUGUCCCUUGAACAGCCGGUCGUCCAAAAUAGGUCUUCCUACGGUUUCAAACAGACAUUCAGGCUCUUGUGAGACAGAUUUGAAGUCAAACGAUGCAUCGAACUUGGACAACGCUAUUUGGUUUGGAUUUGUCUCACUCCUUGUGAAAACAGGGACAGAAUCCCCCGAAAACUGUCUUGUUCUCAAGUGAAGGUCCAUGUUUAUAUUUGUUUGUUUAUUUUUUUCUUAUUAAGUUUUGAGGAAAAGAGGGAUCAAAAAAAAUGAUUCAAAAGUUAGGGAGCUAGCGUUUGUCUACCAAGCAAUAUUUGAGCUCAUGGAGUUAUGGUGCACUAUUUCAAAGGGUCUUAGGAUUAUGGGAAGUACCGUUCCCGCUUUUAUGUCCACCCAACGACUAACCCAGACACGGUUUAUCUGAUUUCCCGCGUAGCAUUUUUCUCUGUCUGCUGUAUCAUUUCUUCAAUUACAUUGGUAGGUGUGUUCUACCUGUGGAUUGACUCAAAAUCACUGAUAGAGUGGAUUGCACGCAAUUACCAAAGGGUUUACUAUGGAGACGGAAACUAAGAGUCGAUCGACGCAAAAAUAAUUUGCUUUAAUUUUGUUAGCAAAAUAUGGGUGAGACCGAUAGGAAAGAGGCGGCCGUGGAAAAGCAGCAGCUUGAUUCAGAGCCUGAAGCAGUUCAAUUACCAGAAAAGAAGAGGCCGAUUGAUGAAGAAGAAAAAGGUGACGUGAAAAGAGCAAAGAGCCUGAAGAAGAACGAAGAGACGCAGGAAGAGAAAACGCAGGAAGAUGACACAAAAGAUACAGAGACAGAGGAGAAUAGCGCUCCUCGCGAGACAAAUAAAAAUUCUGAUGCGAUAGACGAAAAGACAGAGAAGCUAGAGUCUAAGUUUGUAUUUGGUGCCCGGACAACGUUUGGACAAGCCAGUGGAUUCUCUAUGCUGUCGAAAAAGAACGUGUUCGAGAAACAAGACGAUAAAGAUAAGGACAAGACAGAGGAAAAGAAAGAAGCACCAAAGAGCGUAUUUGGUACCGGGUCAACUUUUGGAAAUGCGUUCCAACAUGCAAUUGGCAAGAAAUCGAUAUUUGACGAGCCACAGGAAAGCUCUGCAGAGCCCGAGGACAAAGAGGUCUCGAAGGAGGUUUACAAAAAGGUCCACCUUGAGAAACAAGAAGUCAAGUCAGGAGAAGAGGAAGAGGAGACCUUGUUCCAGGUUAAAGCCAAAUUAUACCACAUGGAUUUGACCAAGGUUUCUGAUGGGUGGAAGGAAAAAGGGGUUGGCAUCUUGAAAGUGAACAAAUUCAUCAACCCAAUCAAACAUUACCAUGCUCGGCUUGUCAUGCGUCAAGACGGUAUAUUGAAGCUUAUUUUGAACGUGCCAAUUGUGAAGGGAGUGGAGGUUUUCAAAGGAAUGGCCAGCUCGUUGAACAGCGAUAAGUUCAUUCGGGUUCAGGUUGUUGAGGACUCAAAACCGGUGCAGUACGCAUUUAAGAUUGGUAUGGUCGAGAAUUCAUCAAAACUCUACAACGUGAUCGAAAAGCUGGUAAAGGAAGUGAAUUAGCGUUACCUGCGUUUAAAUGCAACAGUACAUAUGGCAGAGCCUUUAACCCCGCCAAACUCGAAUACCGGGUACUCGACAGUCUUCCAAACCUCAAAGUUGCCUGAAGAAGUUACUACCUUGAUCAGCUCGUCUUGGGUAAAAUUGCACGACGUCACCAGCAACACUGCAUUUUUUUUCAGCAAGACUUUCACCGUGUCUGGAUACACUUCCUGUCCUGUUUUGCCGUCAUACAGGUUAUUGCUGAGGGCAAUCGCAUCCAACGUGCCCUUGUCCAAAACCAGGUCGAAAUUUCCCGCAUUGGUCUUGAGAAACUGGUCUUCCAGAUUGAGUAUAUCGCUUUGAUAGAAUUCUACAUUCAAAUCGUUAGUUUCUGCGAUGGUCCUGGCAAACUGGACGCUGGCCUCGCUGUAGUCAACUCCCACGAGUUGUCCCUUCCAGCCCUCUUGAAGGAUCUCGAAAAGGAGAUGUCCAUUUCCCGUGCCAAGAUCGCAGACAGAGACAUUAGGAUCCAGAUUCGAGAACACAAAGUCUACAAUUUUCUCCUCGGCCCCAGAGUCUGCAAACCAGCAUUCACCCGUAUCAUCUGGGUUUUCUGCAAAGUUCUCCUUCUCUAGUUUGUAGAAAUU